AUGUUCCGAUUGCCAACAGUUUUGCGUGUAAGCGCCGCCCGGCAGGUGGCGGCCAGUCGUGGCUACGCCAAGGAUGUUCGCUUUGGGCCGGAAGUGCGAGCUCUCAUGCUGCAGGGUGUCGAUGUGUUGGCCGAUGCCGUUGCCGUCACGAUGGGACCGAAGGGUCGCAACGUUAUACUGGAACAAAGCUGGGGCUCGCCAAAGAUCACGAAGGACGGUGUAACCGUGGCGAAGGGUAUCGAGCUAAAGUGCAAGUUCCAGAACAUCGGCGCGAAGCUGGUGCAGGAUGUGGCGAACAACACGAACGAGGAGGCCGGUGACGGUACCACGACGGCCACCGUGCUAGCACGAGCUAUCGCCAAGGAGGGUUUCGAGAAGAUUUCCAAGGGUGCCAAUCCGAUCGAGAUCCGACGCGGUGUUAUGCUGGCCGUGGACACCGUCAAGGAACACCUAAAGACGCUCUCGCGCAAAGUGAACACACCGGAGGAGAUUGCGCAGGUGGCCACCAUCUCGGCGAACGGUGACCGUGCGAUCGGCGAUCUGAUCAGCGAGGCCAUGAAGCGUGUUGGCAAGGAGGGCGUGAUCACGGUGAAGGACGGCAAGACCCUCAACGACGAGCUGGAAGUGAUCGAGGGCAUGAAGUUCGACCGUGGCUACAUCUCGCCGUACUUUAUCAACUCGAGCAAGGGUGCCAAGGUGGAGUUCCAGGAUGCGCUCGUGCUGUUCUCGGAGAAGAAGAUCUCGACCGUGCAGUCGAUCAUCCCGGCCCUCGAGCUGGCCAACCAGCAGCGUAAACCGUUGGUGAUCAUCGCGGAGGAUGUCGACGGCGAGGCGCUGAGCACGCUGGUCGUUAACCGGCUGAAGAUUGGUCUGCAGGUGGCCGCCGUGAAGGCGCCCGGUUUCGGAGACAACCGCAAAUCGACGCUCUCCGAUAUGGCGAUCAGCACGGGAGGUAUCGUGUUUGGCGAUGAUGCCAAUCUGGUGAAGCUCGAGGACGUGCAGCUGUCCGACCUGGGACAGGUCGGUGAAAUUACCAUCACCAAAGACGACUGCCUGCUGCUCAAGGGUCGUGGCACGCAGGAGGACGUGAAUCGCCGGGCGGAUCAGAUCCGUGAUCAGAUCGCGGAAACGACCUCGGAGUACGAGAAGGAAAAGCUGCAGGAGCGCCUGGCACGCCUGUCGUCCGGUGUGGCCGUACUGAAGGUGGGUGGCUCGAGCGAGGUGGAGGUGAACGAGAAGAAGGACCGCGUGAAUGAUGCGCUGUGCGCGACUCGGGCGGCCGUCGAAGAGGGAAUCGUGCCCGGUGGUGGCACCGCACUGAUCCGCUGCUCGCCGGCGUUGACAAAGUUGAAGGGAUCGAACGCGGAUCAGGACACGGGCAUCGAGAUCGUGCGACGGGCCCUGCGGAUGCCGUGCACACAGAUUGCCAAGAACGCCGGCGUCGACGGUUCGGUCGUGGUGGCGAAGGUGGAGGAGCUGCAAGGAGACUUUGGUUACGAUGCCCUCAACAACGAGUACGUCAACAUGAUCGAGAAGGGUAUCAUCGAUCCGACGAAGGUCGUACGGACGGCACUGUCCGAUGCCUCGGGUGUCGCUUCGCUGCUGACCACGGCCGAGGCCGUUGUAACGGAGAUUCCAAAGGAGGAACCGGCGGGCGGACCAAUGGGCGGCAUGGGAGGUAUGGGUGGAAUGGGAGGAAUGGGUGGCAUGGGAGGCAUGAUGUAAGCUGGGGAAAGAAGUUUUACCGUCCCGCAAAUGAAGCUGCGUCGGAAGAGUUGGGUCCGUCGCAAAGUCCUAGCAAACUCUACCAACGACGACCAACCUCUUCGGGCAUGCACCUUCGUAUCGCGGGAAAGGAAUCGAAACUCAAUGCAUUUAUUACCACCACCCCGCAACAUCGUUCAACCGCCUAAUCCAUAGAACAGACGCCAAAAUGUAUCUCUCAAGCGGGCGGCGUUCUUGAACAUUCACUAGCCGUAUAGACUUUAGGACACAGAGAGAGAAAUGGUGCAUGUACUGUUGACCUGUAACUGUUUUCCUGCUUGUUUUAGAUUAAAACACACGCGAUCGUCGUCACACGAUCGCUGAAUUCACACAGAAAUCGAAACCACGAAAAGAAGAUCGAGAACGGAGCGAACAAAAACACAAUCAUUAACCUAGGUUAGGCAUAUUAAGAUCAAUAAUCCUCAACCGGUAGAUGGAAGCUCGUCACAGAAAUAGCAUGAAAGUGAUGCAAAAUGAUAAUAAGCCAGGGCGACAGGCGGCGGCUGCGUUUGUUCUAAAAGCGCACACGUUUGUGGGUGUUUGCUAGUUUACUAAGAGAGUUCUUAUAUGUUUCCGUUGGCUUUCGGAUUAGUUUGAGAAAGAAUUGAAUGACAAACGUUCCCAGUUGAUUUUAGAGUAGUGACCGGUAGUAGACGCGGAUGUAGAUGUUCAUUUUCUUCGCUAAUGUUAGUGUUUUUCUUUCUUUUCUCUCUAUGAGGGUUAUUGGUUUUUGUUUGUAUGCAUGGGCCAGGGCAAGCCACUGGCUCGUGGAAUGGGGGAACGUAUGCCACAAACUGUUAGAACGAUAGAAACUGCUCGUCGAGUCAGCUCAAGUUCGUGACAGCAUCAAUAAAAGUUAAGUAGAGUAGUAGAGUGUAGAAGCCAGCGAGCAGGAAGCAUCUGUGUGCCUCUG
Anopheles cruzii is the source of this 2677-nucleotide messenger RNA. RefSeq names its product heat shock protein 60A-like. The record is from RefSeq and is a predicted model, not a curated record. Gene Ontology annotation, cellular component: mitochondrial matrix; mitochondrial inner membrane. The transcript is spliced from 2 exons. The coding region runs from base 1 to 1725 and encodes 574 amino acids. Gene Ontology annotation, molecular function: ATP binding; ATP-dependent protein folding chaperone; protein-folding chaperone binding. NCBI's taxonomy places the organism in Eukaryota, Metazoa, Arthropoda, Insecta, Diptera, Culicidae. Gene Ontology annotation, biological process: mitochondrial unfolded protein response; protein refolding; protein import into mitochondrial intermembrane space.